AUGCGACCAUCAUCACCCCUCUCGCUCCUUCUAUUCCUCCAAUUCUCAACCGCAUUCCCAGUGGACCCACGAACAACAUCUCAAUCCCAAAAAUGUUUGAACUCCCCAUCUUGCAGCUCACUCCGCUCCGCAAUGAGCACACUCUCUUUCUCCCUCUCCCACCCUAAACCCAGCGAUCCCCGUAAUCCGCAUUUCCCAGAACAUCAAAAACAACCCCUGGUAACCUUCGUCAAACCAACCACUACUUCCUCUUCUUCCUCGGACGAAGGAAAUUUCGCCCAUGAAGGUGCUUUCGAUAAUGCGCCAAUGACACCUUCAAAAGAUAUCUCCGCGAAUGAAGCACUUUCUGCCGAGGCUCCGCUCAGUACAGCAUAUCUCCAAAGUUUGACGAAAACGGUUGAUGAAGACGAGGCGAGACCCAGUAUGCCUACUUCUGCACUACCUAGUUUGCGCAAAGAAGACGCGCGGAGAUAUUGGGAGGAGGAAAGUGGGAAGAAAAGCAUCAGUGGAGAAAAGCCAGAUUGUGGAAAUUCGAAAAUGUGGCAUGGAACUGCUGUGGGCUAUAGAAGUCGAAUGACCCAUUUCGAGAUGGGAAGUAGAAAUGAUUUCAUGGUUGUGGGGAUUGUGGUAAUUUUCUUAUUUGUGGUUUUUGCCUUGGAGGUUAUGGACAGGGUUGGAAAUCGAAAUUCGAAAAGAGGGGAGAUCUUUCUUGAAGAUGAUGAGACGUAUGCUUUUAUCGUUAAGAAACCAAGACACUUUCUUGAGCGAGAAUCUAGAUGCAAAUGCGCGCAAGUAACGGAAUUCAAGGAAUAUAAAGAUGAUGAGACGGUUGUGGCGGAGGAUUUCAAUGGGGAUGCUGAGAGAAAGAUAUAA
Molecule: messenger RNA, 873 nt
Organism: Sclerotinia sclerotiorum 1980 UF-70
Lineage: Eukaryota; Fungi; Ascomycota; Leotiomycetes; Helotiales; Sclerotiniaceae
Exons: 2
Coding region: 1-873 (290 amino acids)
Source: RefSeq, a predicted model, not a curated record